Pyrenophora tritici-repentis Pt-1C-BFP is the source of this 1184-nucleotide messenger RNA. RefSeq names its product PcaH, Protocatechuate 3,4-dioxygenase beta subunit. NCBI's taxonomy places the organism in Eukaryota, Fungi, Ascomycota, Dothideomycetes, Pleosporales, Pleosporaceae. Gene Ontology annotation, molecular function: ferric iron binding; catechol 1,2-dioxygenase activity. Gene Ontology annotation, biological process: catechol-containing compound metabolic process. The record is from RefSeq and is a predicted model, not a curated record.
AAUGUCGUCCGACUGCAACCAAAGUCGCAUCCGUAUUCUUCGGUGGCAUGUUACCGGCUGACAGAUCCUGAAAACAAGAUGAAUAAGACCAGCUUCUCUACACGCUGACGUGGGAACUCGCUCGCCUACAUCUGCCAUCGAGAAUUCUCACAGCACGUACAGCACCAAAAGUGCGGCAUAUAACUUUGAAAGAGCACAAUGACGGGCCAAACUCCACACAAGUUUGAUCCAAACUUUACAGAGGCGGUCAUCAAUGCGACAGGACCGAAGGCUACGCCGAGGGUUAGACAGCUUACGGCGGGGUUGAUCCGGCAUCUCCACGAUUUUGCGAGAGAAAAUGAGCUCACAGUAGAUGAGUGGAUGGUCGGCGUGGAGCUGAUGAACGCAGCAGGCCGCAUGUCCGACUCCAAACGCAACGAAGGCCAGCUUGUUUGCGAUGUUCUUGGUCUCGAAUCUCUCGUAGACGAAAUUACCUACAAACUCGCAUCCACCGCUGCAGACGAGCCAACCGCGACUGCCAUUCUAGGCCCCUUCUACAGGCACAACGCGCCCGAGCUACCCAUGGGCUCCUGCAUCGUCUCAAAGGAGGUAAACGAACAGGGAGAUCGAACAUGGAUGCACGGUACUGUCACAGAUUUCAAGACAGGAAAGCCCAUUGAGGGCGCAGUCAUGGACAUAUGGCAUACGGCACCAAAUGGGCUGUAUGAGCAGCAGGAUCCUAAUCAACCGGAUAUGAACCUCAGAGGUAGAUUCACAACAGGGAAGGACGGUAAAUACAGCCUCUAUUGUCUGAGGCCGGUACCAUAUCCUAUUCCUUUCGAUGGGCCGGCUGGCAAGAUACUGCAGGCAUUGGACAGACAUGCAAUGAGGCCGGCGCAUAUUCACUUUCUGCUUGCUGCGCCUGGUUAUAAGCCUAUCGUUACCCAAAUCUUCGACAGAGAGAGCAAGUACCUUGAAGACGAUGCGGUGUUUGCAGUCAAAGACUCGCUCAUUGUGGAUUUUAAGCCUUUCCAAGGCGACCCCAAAGCUGACUUUGAGUUGCCAUAUGAUUUCAAGAUGGCGAGCUUUGAGGAUGCAACGAAGGCGUGAGGUGCACGAUAUGAACUGGAUGACAUAUAUCGUAUUCUAGUCAUACAUGAUCGAUACUUGAUUAUUGAUGAAGCGUAGAUACUUCACAUUUUACA